Prionailurus viverrinus (fishing cat) is the source of this 3271-nucleotide messenger RNA. RefSeq names its product deoxynucleotidyltransferase terminal interacting protein 2 (gene DNTTIP2). Lineage: Eukaryota; Metazoa; Chordata; Mammalia; Carnivora; Felidae. Gene Ontology annotation, molecular function: RNA binding. The record is from RefSeq and is a predicted model, not a curated record. Gene Ontology annotation, cellular component: nucleolus. Bases 663 to 2978 code for a protein of 771 amino acids. The transcript is spliced from 7 exons. Gene Ontology annotation, biological process: RNA processing.
UCCUAAAAGAAAAUGAAACGUCUUUUGAUUCUGGUCAUUCCCUUCACUGCAACAAAAACAAAACAAAACAAAAUGAUCGCUCUCCUUUACAAUUUACAUUUCUUCUUUUCUGCGUAUUUCCGAUCACUAGUUACCAUCCCACCUUUAGAUCACACAGCUUCCUAACUAGUCUCCGAGUUUCUGAGACAUUUAACAAAUACAUCUUUACCUCAAAGAGUCUUUCAAUGUUAUUAAUAUUUAACUGUACGAAUAAGGGCAGGAUGUUGAAAAAAAAAAAGGUAUUAUAAACAAUGCAAAUGAUUCCUUCGGUCACACCCAUGACUACAUUAAGACGUUUAGAACUGCCAAAUAAGAGGAUGGAUGAAGUUGGAAAGAAGAUGCAAUUUUCCAGUUUUGUGUGAAACUGGCACGGGGCCCUCGGUCACUGCGGGUUCCGCCGCCGCCACGAAGGUCACUCCCUGCAGAAGGCCGGUGGAUCAGUCCUCCACAGCAAACACCGCAGCGAACGCUAGAAGCCGUGGCCUUGGGAAUCCCUAGGUCCGUGGGCCGGAGACUGGCACGAGAGUCUCGCUAGUUCCGGAAUCCUCGCGGGAAAGGCUAGCAAGUCGCUUCUUUGACGCACUUCCGGGGCGCCGGAACCGAAGUGGCCGCGAGCCGGGAAGAUGGUGGUAACCAGGUCCGGACGGCCUCAGGCCACGAUCCAAGCCACGUUGGCUGAAAACUCCCAGCAGAAGAAUUCUGCUAAAAGAAUUCAGGCACAUCCAAAAAGCAGGAAAGAAUCUCCACCUGUUGACCCAACUACUGCUGAAUCACAAACCACUAGGAAACAAAGUCCAGUCCCUAGAACUCCUAAAAGCAGAAAGAGGAAGAGUGGAACUACAGUCUCAUUACCAGAGAUAAACAAGCCAUAUACUGAUGGAGAGACCUCUGAGGUAGAGUCAGAUUGUUCUUCUGUGUCUGAGCUCCAGGAUCCCAUCUUAAGAGUAACUAGGAGACGGCAGAUCUUGGUUGCAUGCACCCCGGUGUCUAGUGUUAGGAAAAGGCUGAAAAUAACUCCAAUAAAUCAAUCUCAUGCUGAAGAAGACGAUGACUCUGAAGCUGAAUCACAUGUCUCAGGUAUUUCUAGAAUUGUGCCGCCCACAUUAAUAACUACAAGAACUAGAAGAAGUAAGGCUAAAUCCCGAAGUGAGCCAAACCAAGAAUUAUAUGCAGAAAUUAUUUCUGAUGCUGAAUCAUCAUACUCAGACAUUUCUUCAUUUUCUGAAGUUACAACUAUGAGAACAACAAGAAGUAUGCAGAAGAAAUUACAGUCACAAACUGAGGAGAAAUAUACUAACGUUGUACCAGAAACUGAAAAGCAGAUUAUAAAUUUGCCAACGAAUUCAGAGGAUUCAGAUACCAGACAAACAGCUUGUUUACUUGCAAGAUCUCUUUCUCAGAUAAAUAAGCCAAAUUUCUAUAGUAAUGAAACUUAUAAUGACUUUGAUGAUUCCUUCCACAGAAAUUCAGGGGGAAAAAAAGCAGUGCAAAAACGUCAACAUUCUAAUCUAAGAGAGGAAAAACAGGCCAGUGUUGUACCUCUCAAAGAAGUAACAAAACAGAAUUGUAAGAAUUUAGAUGAAGAAUCCAAAAGAAUGGUAGAGGAGGAGAAAGAAAGAAAUGAGAAAAAUUCUCAGUUGGAGAGCCUUUCUGAACCUCAGGACACUGACAUUCAGCAGUUAGUUUCUCAGAGGCAGUCAACCCCCCAAAAUAACAAAACUACAUCAGAGUCCUCACAUCUGAACUGUAAGGCUAUAAUGAAAUCGUUAGCUCAGACAUUUGCAGUGGUAGAAGUGGACAGAUGGAAUGAAGAGAGAAAGAACACCAAAAAAACAAGUGACCUGACAGAAUUUGGUGGUGGUAGUGAUGAAGAAGAGUGCACGGUCAAAGGUAUCCGUGAAGACAUGAAUGACGAAAGGGGUAUAGAUUUUGAGAGCGAAACCAAACUGUUCAAGUCUGAGCUCAACACAUCUCUGGAUAAAGGUGAUUCUGUUUUAUUAGUGCUCAGCAGUGAUGAGAGCCAGCAGUCUGAAAACAGUGAGAACGAAGAGGACACUGUGUGUUUUGUUGAAAAUAAUGGUCAAAAGGAGUCAUUAAAUGGAGACUCAGAAAAUAUGUCUUGUGACAACCCAUUGUUUGUAAUCGACACAACUCCCGGACUGAGUACUGAUAAACAUUUUUACCUGGAUGAGGGAGACAAGGCAAGUGAGGUUGCCACUGAGGAAGAAGAGGGGGAAGAAGAUGAAAAAAGUGAAGAACCAUCAGACCUUGACAGAAAUAAAGAUGAUGACUUUAGUGAUGAAGAUGACUUACUAAAUAGCACAAAGUCUAAACUUCUGAAGCUGACAAGCAGCAACAUAGACCCUGGUAUGAGUAUCAAGCAGUUGGGUGGUUUGUAUAUUAAUUUCAAUGCAGACAAACUACAGUCAAACAAGAGAACCCUAACACAGAUCAAGGAGAAAAAGAAAGACACGCUUUUGCAGAAAACCAUCAUUACUCCUGAUUUUGAAAAAAACUACUGUGUCCCACCAUAUAGUGAAUCAAAGUAUCAACUUCAGAAAAAACGCAGAAAAGAACGACAAAAAUCAGCGGGUGAUGGCUGGUUUGGUAUGAAAGCUCCAGAAUUGACAGAUGAACUUAAAAAUGAUCUCAAAGCACUGAAGAUGAGAGCUAGCAUGGACCCAAAAAGGUUUUACAAGAAAAAUGAUAGGGAUGGCUUCCCCAAGUAUUUCCAGAUUGGAACCAUUGUUGACAAUCCAGCUGACUUCUACCAUUCCCGAAUUCCCAAAAAACAAAGGAAGAGAACUAUUGUGGAAGAACUGCUGGCUGAUUCUGAGUUCAGAAGAUAUAACCGAAGGAAGUACUCAGAGAUCAUGGCUGAAAAAGCAGCAAAUGCAGCAGGAAAGAAGUUUCGAAAGAAGAAGAAAUUUCGCAAUUGAGAUUCACCGAGCAAGCCACGUAUUUUACAUCUCUUUGUUUACUCAAGAUGUUUUUGAGAACACCAUCACACAAAUUAAUAUAGACUGGCCCUGUCUGAAAGAAGUUGACUUGAGGGAGAAUCAAUCACAUACCCCUUAGGAUAAAAACAAGCGUGUCUACAAAAGACCCACCCAGGGGCGCCUGGGUGGCGCAGUCGGUUAAGCAUCUGACUUCAGCCAGGUCACGAUCUCGCGGUCCGUGAGUUCGAGCCCCGCGUCGGGCUCUGGGCUGAUGGCUCAGAGCCUGGAGCCUG